UUCGUCUUAUUUCAUUUUGUAGUAGAAACCAUUUUCCCCAGAUUUCGACACGAUACCUGGAUUGUGAGAUCAAGACAGACUUGCAGAACAGGCUGCAGUGCAACGGUCUGACAGCCUGCAUGAAAAUAAGCAUACAGAAAUGCUCUCAUCAAAGUUGUUAAUGAAAUGAAAUGAAAAACACACUGAAAGCAAUGGAGAAGAAGCCAAGCGAAAACACACCUGCAUUCAGCUUUGGCCUCCUGAAGGUCCCUUCAUUCCCGGCCUCACCUGCACUAGAGACACCUGCCUCUGGUGCUGAUGGGACUGUCCCUCCGAGUCUGUUCUCCACACCGACCGAGUCCAGACCUUUUGGGUUUAGGGCAGCUGUGUCGGCGUCUCAAAAUAGUGAGUCUAAGCCAAAUAUCAUUGGAGCCUGGCCCGGACUGCAGGGUUCCCCGUGGAGGCAGGUGGACUGGUCUCAGGAGACCAAUGCAGCUCUGAUGGAGUCCAUCCGCUCAUAUAAGCCGGCCUGUGACUCAGUACCUGCUGCCAGAGUUCUGCUUAUUGGUCCGGUCGGAGCGGGCAAGUCCAGUUUCAUCAGCUCCGUCCAGUCUGUGUUCUAUGGACGGGUCGUGAACCGGGCCAUGGUGGGAACAUCUGUCAACUCAUCCGCCAGCUUUACCAAGAAGCUGCAGUCAUAUCAGCUGUACAGCAGCAGAGAGAGAGUGGAUGAGAGUAUGUCUCUGGUCCUGUCUGACAUGGUGGGACUCGGGGAGACCAACGGACUCACGCUUCACGACACACUGGCCGUCAUCAAGGGGCACGUUCCAGAGGGACACACGUUCAGCGCCUGCUGUCCUGUUGUGUCGGACACUCCAGGCUAUGUGAAGGAGCCCUCCCUUGCAGAGAAGGUCCACUGUGUGGUCUUUGUGGUCAGCGGCCUGGAGAUCUCCUCCUACUCGGACACCAUGAAGUCCACCUUCCACCAGCUCAGAGAGCUCAUCAGCGCCCUGGACCAGAGCAGCUGCUGCACUGCUGGAUGCAUGAUCAUGGCCACAGUGCUGUGUGUGUUGGUCUGUCUUUUCACUGGCGUGCAGAGGUUGGGAGGCGUGAGGACUCUUCGUAAUCUGACCGUGCAGCGUGGAGGGUCGGCCGUCGUGCCCUGCCACUACGAGGAGAAGUACGUAGCGCAGGUGAAGUACUGGUGCCGCGGUUACACCUGGGACACCUGCCGUGUCUUGACCCGAUCCAGCAGUGUUCCAAGCCCUCCGGACGCCCAGGUGUCCAUUAGUGAUGACAUCACCCAGUGGGUCUUCACUGUGACCAUAAGGAACCUGCAGGACUCAGACGUCUACUGGUGCGCUGUGGACAUCAGAGGAGGGUCCGAUGAUAAAGCUUAUCUGAAAAUAACAGUCACACCAGGCCCUCCAGAGUUGUACUCAGAGAGCAGAGUAUUCUCCGGACCUGUUGGCGGUCUGGUCCAGGUGCGGUGCCUCUACGGUGGCCGUCUGUGGAGCGGGGAGAAGAAGUGGUGCCGGAGCGGCUCGAGUGUGUGUCUGACCGCCGGCCGCACCUCCAGGCUGCACAAGUACACGCUGGACGCAGACCCUCGGACCGGAGCACUGAGCGUGACCAUGCGGGACCUGACGCCCAACGACGCCGGCUGGUACUGGUGCACAGGAGCAGACACACAGCUGCCCGUGUACGUGUCCGUGUCCCCAAAGACAAACACACACCCCGUCACACAACGUGAGUUUGGCACUAACACACCCCCCGUCACACAACGUGAGUUUGGCACUAACACACCUCCCGUCACACAACGAGAGACAACAUCUACAACUCAUACCACCACAGCAGUCCAAACUGUGAAAACACCAUUUGCAAGUGAAGCUACAGCCCUGCUGCAGACCAGUGUAGAGGCCACCCCGCCAGCUCUCUCAGAUGAGGCACCAGGGCAAGAGGAGCACUCAGAACACAGUGUUGUGAAGAUCCCCUCACUGGAAAUACUUUUGAAAAUUCCUCUUGCAGUGGUUUACCUGGUUUGUCUGGCAGUGGCGAUAAAAAAGCAUUGGGAAAUGAACAGAUGAGAUUACACAGGAAAAUGAGGUGGAGAAGCAAAUAGCCACUCGGUGCUAACGGAACAGGAUCGCCCACUAGCCCCUCGAUGCUAACGGAACAGGACACUCUAGCCCCCAUGAAGCGGACCACAGAAUCAGUCACACUCAAUGGGCCACUUCUGAGCAAAGGAAGAGCCGGAGCAUAAGAGUAACUUAUAGAAUGUUUAACAGGUGCAACGACCACGACCACAUCCAACGUUCCCAUGCACAUCCAACUUUCCCAUGCACAUCCAACGUUCCCAUGCACAUCCAAUUUUUUGUCCAUAUUUUUUGUUCAUAUGAAAACUCAUUAUUUUCAACCUUAAUUGAAGCUAUUGUUUUUAACCAAUGUAGGGUUCAUAUGCUGUAAGUUGCUUUAGACAAAAGUAAAUACAAAUACCAUAAGCAUAAACAUAAACAUAAAUAUAUAAAAUAUACCUGGGGUCCUUGUCUACCUGCU
Messenger RNA from Alosa sapidissima (American shad), 2535 nucleotides. RefSeq lists its product as uncharacterized. The coding region runs from base 171 to 2066 and encodes 631 amino acids. The transcript is spliced from 15 exons. The record is from RefSeq and is a predicted model, not a curated record. NCBI's taxonomy places the organism in Eukaryota, Metazoa, Chordata, Actinopteri, Clupeiformes, Clupeidae.